ACUGUACUUGUGGGUGACUAUUUCACUUCCACAUUCUGUCCACGACUUCCAGCCUUCGAUAGGCUUCCAAGAUGGAAGAACAGCUUCACUUCGAAGAACCCGACACAGAUAUGCACUUCGUGGCUCCCGUCCCCGACCCGCUCUCAGCGGUCAUCGACAACCCUGGAAACUCCGAUCUUUCUCUGCCCACAGAAUGGACGAAUUUCCUCGCAAGUUGGGAAGCCAGUGACUCGAUGAUAUCAAAUGCGGAAGACGGCAUACUCGACCCUGCCUACGAGUUCUCCAUUACACGGGAUUCGCCCGUCGUGUCGUCACGAGAAAGGGUCCUCGCUACCGGAAAAGGAGAAAAGACGCUCUCCAAGUCCUCGACACGUCUUCCUAGGAAUGCGAAGCUGGCCUUAGUGGACUGGUGGUCUAAAAAUUCCCAAUUUCCUUAUCCUUCAGAUGCUGAGAAGGAUCGACUCUGCGACGUUACAGGUUUAACCCGCAGUCAAGUAUGUCAGUGGUUCGCCAACGCCAGGAAAAGAUCCAGAACCCGGACAGGAUCAGGACUAAGGUCUCAGCCUCAAACUUUCAGUCAAUCUCAUUUACCUUUCAUGGGCUCUCUGCAUCCAUUCGAGCGAUGGCUCACGCUUGAGCCUCAAUUUGAAGCCGUUCCGCUGGAAGCCAUCAUAAACGCUGUCAAGCAGAGAAAUGAGGAAAAUGAGGGAUGGCAAGGUCGAAAGCCUGAAGUUCGUAUUGAGCGGCCAGGUCGAAGUACCAACUGGCAAUACUACCGAGCUGGUACGUCUUCUGUCUCAAGCAUGGAGAUCCGUUCCUACGCGGCGAAUCAAUCCGUGAAUGCAGAGCAGCAAUGCCUGGACAGUUUCGCGUCACUUCAACGACUAGAUCGCCGGAAGCAAGCCUUCACACGAAAAGCUCGGUCGGCCUAUGGCAGGUGUGCAAACACGUCCCAGCAACCUCGGCCGUUCCAAUGCACCUUCUGCGAAGCAUCUUUUGCACGGAAACAUGAGUGGCAACGCCAUGAGAAAUCUCGUCACCUCCCACUCGAAACGUGGACGUGCUGCCUUCGCGGCGGCACGGUGGUGAAUAAUGUUACCAAUUGUGUUACCUGUGCCUUUUGCCCCGAAGCUGACCCUAGUCCUGAACAUCUUCAAAUGCAUGGCUACACUGCCUGCGCUCAGCGCCCUCAAUCGGAUCGAACAUUUUACCGCAAGGAUCACCUACGACAACAUCUUCGCCUGAUUCAUGGUGUCACCGACUGGGAUGGAGCUAUGGAUCUGUGGAAAUCCCAACCUGAACGUCUUCGUUCCCGCUGUGGAAUUUGUCAUGUCUGGUUCGAGACAUGGCAAGCGCGGAUGGAUCACAUCGCAGAUCAUUUCGCCUCUGGAUCUUCAAUGAAUGACUGGACUGGCGAUUGGGGCCUAGAGCCGGAAGCUACCUUGAUGCUGGAGAACGCUAAGCUUCCCCAAUUGUUGUAUGGUCAAGCUGCUACCGGUGGGAUUCAUCAAUAUGCACAGCAUGAAAUUGAUAUGGACUAUGAUCAAUCACUGUCACAGCAAGACUUUCAGUCCGAGCAACAGUACACGGCAUUGGAAAGCUGUACAGAGGAUUGGGGGACCGACUCGUUCUCGAUAUCCGAUUUGAUCGACCCGUCUACUAUUGAGAUGACGGAUUUUCAUCUGUUUCGAAAGCUCGAUGAGUUGGACGAGAUUGGAUUGGUAGGCAUAGAAUGGGAUGAUCGUUCAGUGAUGCGACUACCAUCUUGACAACGGCGAGAGUAUUGAACCUACUUCCUGUGACCGAGCCACAAGCACAGAAUACGCUUUGAGAUUUCAGGCCGUUUCUCAGAAUGAGGAUCAGGUUUCUAGCUCUAUACCCCUAUGGACUUCUCUUAACUCUACCUGAUUUGUUAUAUUUUCCAAUCAAAAUGCCGUUCCCAGCUACCUGCCACUCUGAAC
This is a messenger RNA of Exophiala mesophila, 1961 nucleotides long. RefSeq lists its product as uncharacterized. Gene Ontology annotation, biological process: regulation of DNA-templated transcription. Gene Ontology annotation, molecular function: DNA binding. The record is from RefSeq and is a predicted model, not a curated record. Bases 72 to 1769 code for a protein of 565 amino acids. The transcript has a single exon. Lineage: Eukaryota; Fungi; Ascomycota; Eurotiomycetes; Chaetothyriales; Herpotrichiellaceae.